AUGCUGCCAUUCAGAUCUCGCAACAAGACUGUGACUACUCAUCAGCACGAACCACCUGGAGACUCGUUUGUAACCAGGAACUACCACAAGUGUAUUAUUUCGCCUCCAGAAGAUAUGAGCAGUGCUUCUAGGAAGUUCUCAUACGCCUCAGUCAAAGAAGAAGCCGGUGAUGGCUUGCCACAGUCAUUCGAGUCGUCGCUUUCAUCCCAAGACCUAGAAGAGGUCGAAUGGAUCGCAUGGCCAUGCAGUCAAUGGUGCAGGACAAAGGGUCUUUGUUCCUACCAUUUUGCUGGCUCGCACGAAGAUCACGUGCGGACCCGACUGGAAGGCUAUGCUCGCAACAACCCUCGAAAGCUGGAGAAGAUCCUCGACGAACUAGAGAAGCGCCGCGCCGCACAGAAAUUGUUCAACCUCCCGUUCGCCAAGGAAAUCACCCAAUUCCAUCCGCAUCCAGCCAGUUUCAGCCUUGAGGUAUGGAGGGAGCGGGUACGAGACUCAGUCCGGCUCGGCGAGGGGUUCGAUGGGACGCUGGAAGGCACAGCAAUCGCAGACGACACGGAUGAGACCCUCUCGCAGGUCUCGCGUGAAGUCCCGUUCUCAUGGCUCGAGUCCAUGCCAGAGGAAGUCCUGGAACUCAUCCUCUCAUACGUGACGGUCGAUCACACGGCAGACCCCUAUGCACGACCACACGUCGAUCUGGCGUCUUGCGCGUUGGUAUCCAAAACCAUUCACCAAGCGGCCGUGAAGGUGCUGUACCGACAUGUCUCAAUGCCGCAGUCCAGAGCCUUUGCCAAGUUGAUGCGGACCCUCAGGACGGUGCCACAACUGGGCGAGCUGGUCCAAUGGCUGGACUUCUCUCACUACUCGAACAUGGGUUUCGGCAGCGCUCGCAGCACACGGAACCAGACUCCAUUCCUCAAGCCAGAGACCCUCAAAGCGUGCCUCGAUUUGAUGCCGAAUCUGCAAGCCUUCCUCGUACACGAGCACGUAGAUGAAGAACUCGACAGCAACAUCAUCUCAACACUCUUCAAUAUGCCGCUCAUGCAGGCCCUCGACUUCUGUGCCUGCUCCUCACGGCCUUUCGUCGAGGCCUUCACCAGCGUCACGACCAGUCUGUCUUCCCCGCUCACAAGCCUCAAACGACUAUCCCUGCACGAGUGCGCCACCCUGCAAGAACCAGUCUUCGAGGCACUCCUUCCACUGCUCACCAACCUGACACACCUCGACGUGGCCCACACGUUGAUCAACGACAAGGCUCUGUUCUCGAUCCCACCUAGUGCUCGCAUCACACACCUCAACCUCGAGCGUUGCACCCAUCUCACCGGCGCCGGCGUCGUCAGGUUCCUUACCACACACCCCGCCGUCCGCGAGAACAUCAUCUACCUCAAUCUCGCGGCAGAUGCCUCACGGCACAGACUCCUCCGCGAAGACGACGUCACAGCCCUGGUGGCCUCUCUCCCAUCCACCCUCCGAUCGCUGAACCUCAACGGCGCCAAAAUUAACCCCUCACACAUCCCUGGUCUUCAAAAGCUAGGCACCCACCUCGAGGAACUGGGGCUCCGGGGCGCAAACCUCAGCCUCGGAAGCGAUAUCGUCCGUCUGUUCAGACAAUCUGCAGCCACUUCCUCUGAUGACGAACCACGUGGCGAAGAGGAGAACAAUAAUAAUAACAACAACCCAAGUUCUUCUUCCCGCAGCACGCUACGCUACCUCGACCUCAGCCUCAUCCCCUCAGUCACCCAGCUCUCCCUGUCCUACAAUCCCAGCUCGCUUCUCGACAAAUCUACAUUGCCACUCGAGGUCAUCGAACUCGGCUCCGACGUGCUCGCCGAGGUGAAGCGCCGACAGGGCAACAUCCGCAGCACCAGCAGCAAAGCCAAGCCAGAGUGGGUCGUCAAGGAACUCGGUCGGCGCGGGUGGUACGUCCGCCAGCCUGCCCUUCAAGGACCUGUCGACGACGGCUGGCGGCCCUGGAAAAUGGGUGCGCGGUGGUGGGGCAUGAGGAAGGUGCCCGUCGUAGAGCAGGACGUGGGUGGCAUGUACGGGUAUUUCAUGUUCAAGAGGUCGUAA
Molecule: messenger RNA, 2070 nt
Organism: Cladophialophora yegresii CBS 114405
Lineage: Eukaryota; Fungi; Ascomycota; Eurotiomycetes; Chaetothyriales; Herpotrichiellaceae
Exons: 2
Coding region: 1-2070 (689 amino acids)
Molecular function (GO): protein binding
Source: RefSeq, a predicted model, not a curated record